Messenger RNA from Orbilia oligospora ATCC 24927, 4749 nucleotides. RefSeq lists its product as uncharacterized. Gene Ontology annotation, molecular function: ABC-type transporter activity; ATP hydrolysis activity; ATP binding. The coding region runs from base 1 to 4749 and encodes 1582 amino acids. Lineage: Eukaryota; Fungi; Ascomycota; Orbiliomycetes; Orbiliales; Orbiliaceae. The transcript has 3 exons. Gene Ontology annotation, biological process: transmembrane transport. The record is from RefSeq and is a predicted model, not a curated record. Gene Ontology annotation, cellular component: membrane.
AUGGAGGACUACGCUUCCCAAAAACACCAUCUGACCCUUGGUCAACUGGUCACAAUCCUCGCUAGUAUCUCCCUCUUCGCUCCGGCAGUAUCAACUUUCUUCCUAGCUCCCAACGUCCGAGGCGCUCUCGAUAAACGGAAAAGAGAAGGUUCCAUCCGACUUACGGACCUAUACGAAGACGAAGAUGGUGUCGUCACUGAAGAUUCCGAGAGGCAGUACUCUGUGCGACUCCAGAAGUCGGUUGUGUUGCUCGCUGCCGCUGCCGGAACUGGAUGUUCUUAUGCGGCAUCAUUGAGGAGUAUGAUGCACAACGAUUUCAGUUUUAUUAUCGGCUGGUGGGGGUAUACUGCUGCUUGGACAUUGAUACUGUUACACUCUCUGUACUUCCAAUUCGAACGAGACUACCUCAAAACAUUCUCAUGUGCGGUCCACCUGCUCACGGCUGCAUCCAUCAUGUUCAUUGCUCGUGGCACCGAAUUCAUUCUAUCGUUCACCGAUCUACAAGUCUCCUUCAACGCUGCUGAUUGGUGGCUUUGGUCCGGCCAAGUCGUUACCGCUACAAUCCUCACAAUUGCCGCAUCAUGUGUCCCCCGCCGCCCUAGUGUCGAAAAGGACGGCAAACAAGUCGACGACGCUAAUUCUUCUUCCGCCUACUCUCUAUUAAUGUUCGCCUGGAUGUCUGAUCUUUUUGCUAAAGGUUGGAAAACAGGACAUCUCGAGGAAAGUGAUAUGAAGCUUCUACCUGCUACUCAUCGAACCAAAGAGCUCUAUGAGAAAUUCAGGGCUCUCAAACAAAGCAAUAAACUCUGGUGGACUAUUUUUAGUGCUCAUAAAAGUUACUUUGCGAUUCAGUACCUCUACCAAACGGUUAUGUGCCUGACCCAGUUCUUGCCGCAUCUCAUGAUGUUACAGAUCUUGAAGGCUUUGGAACACAGCACUAAGAAACCCAAUGGGGGUUCUGGAAACGCAUGGGUUUGGGUCGUGGGCCUGUUUGCGGCUAUGAUUGUCAACUCUACCUUUACAAAUGCUCUCUUCUGGGUGAGUUUCGGACAGAUGAACCUUUUCAUCAGAAACGAGCUUGCUUCGCUUAUCUUCAAUAAGACGAUGAGGAAGAAGGAUGUCAAGGGUGGACAAAAGGCUGAGGAGAAAGACGGAGAAGCCGAUAGCGCUACUGAUAGCGGAGCCGAAACCGAGGAUUCUACAGCCAAAGACAAGAAAAAGACUAAAGAAGAGUCCGAGGAGGAUUCUUUGAAGGGCUUACGACAAGGUGUCGUUAAUCUCAUCGCUGUUGACUCUGUCAGAGUUGCGGACUUUGGUUGUUGGAGUUUUAUCUUCUACGAAGCAGCUUUGAGUAUCGGUAUUGGUUUUGCAUUCUUGUGGCAGAUCCUCGGAUGGCAGAGCAUUUGCUCCGGGUUGGUACUUUACGUUAUUUUGACACCUAUCAACCAAUUUAUCGCCAAAAUCUACUUGGAAGCUUCCGACAAGGUUAUGAAAGUCCGAGAUAAAAAGUUAGCCGUGGUAUCCGAAGCACUCCAGGGAAUUCGACAAAUCAAGUUCGCAGCGCUCGAAGACCAAUGGCAAAAGAGAAUCGAAGACGUCCGAAAAGAUGAGAUGAACCAAGUCUGGAUUACUGUUAUUGCCAAUACCUGGCUCAUGGCUUGCUGGAUCUUUGGUCCUAUCUUCCUCGCUGCUAUCUGUCUUGGAACUUACGCUGUUAUUUACGGAUCUCUUACUCCAGCUAUUGCAUUCACUGCUCUUGCCGUCUUCCAGGAGUUGGAAUUCGCCAUGAGUAUUGUUCCCGAGUUGAUUGGAGAUAUGAUGGAUGCUAAAGUUUCCGCUGAGCGUAUCCAGAAACAUUUGGAUUCAGCUGAAAAGGAAGACUAUAUUAAGGAUUCCUCAAAGAUCGCGUUUACAAAUGCAACAAUCGCUUGGGCCUCCGAUUCUGAUGAGAAGGAGGAGGACCGAUUCGUCAUUCGAGACAUCAACAUCGACUUCCCUGUUGGCGAACUUUCAUUGAUUACCGGAGCUACCGGAAGCGGAAAGAGUCUUAUGCUUGCUGCUCUUCUCGGAGAAGCUGAUUUGUUAACUGGAUCUUUGGAGAUGCCGAGACCACUACCCAAGGCAUUGAGAUAUGAUUCAAAGGCUAAUGCUGACGGAUGGGUACUCUCUGGAUCUACCGCUUAUGUUUCACAAAUUCCAUGGAUUGAAAAUGCAACUAUCAAGGAUAACAUUCUAUUCUGCCUUCCAUUUGACGAAAAACGUUAUAAUGAAGUCAUCAGAGUUUGUUCAUUGAAGAAGGAUAUGGAAAUGCUCGAAGAUGGAGAUAUGACUGCUAUCGGCGAGCAAGGCAUCAAUCUUUCCGGGGGCCAGAAAUGGAGAAUUUCGCUUGCUAGGGCGGUGUACUCUCGUGCCGGGAUACUCAUCUUCGACGAUAUCUUCUCUGCGGUGGACGCUCACGUCGGAAAGGAGAUCUUCAAUAAUUGUUUGACUGGUGAGAUUAUGAAGGACAGAACGAGAAUCUUGGUUACACAUCACGUUCAGCUUUGUUUGCCGAAAACGGAGUAUAUCGUUGAACUUAAGGAAGGGCAGGUUGAGAGAGCGGCGUCGGUUACCGACCUUAAGAGGACGGGAAGCCUGACAAAGAUCAUUGAACAGGAAGAGGAGGCACAGAAGCACGAUCAAGAUAUGAACGAAGAGUUGGCGAUUGAGGUUAUUGCAGAAAGCAGUGGCCAAGCUAAUGGUAACACCAAUGGAACUACCGCGGUCGUCAAGGAUGCGAAGAAGCCAAGAACUUUCGUGGAGAAGGAAGCCAGAGAGAAAGGUGCUAUUAAAUUCUCUGUUUACAAUAAAUAUAUCCAAUCCAGCGGUGGUAUUCCAUUCUGGACGAUCUGCAUCGGCUUCUUCGUUGUCUCGCAGGCUCUUGGUCUUGGACGGCAGUGGUGGAUGAAGCUCUGGACCGGAUCUGAGGCCACUGCUGCAGCUGUGCACCUUCAAACGACUACUUCUUUCACUCACCACGUUUCUCAACAAUUCUUCAAGGUAAUGACAGAGGAGAAGAGUUUAACCUAUUGGCUCGGUUUCUAUGUUCUCAUCUGCUUCUUAUGCGGUCUGUUCGCAACAUUGAAAUACUUUAUCGUCGCCCUCGGAUCGUACCGUGCUAGUAUCAACCUCUUCAACAGCAUGACCCACACCAUCCUCCGCGCUCCAACAAGAUGGUUUGAUACCACCCCCGUUGGUCGUAUCCUCAAUCGUUUCAGUGCGGAUUUCACUAAGAUCGAUUCCAAUCUGGCUGGUCACAUUGCCUUCUUUGGAUAUUCUGUCCUAUCGCUCGUGGGUAUUGUUAUUGCUGCAGCAUUCAUUACACCGAUUAUGUUGGUUUGUGCUGUUGUAUUGUUUGGAAUUGGAUUGGCUAUUGCUGUUUAUUAUUUGAAGACUGCAAGAGAAAUCAAGAGAAUCGAGAGUGUGAAUAAGAGUCCUAUCUUUGAGUUGUUCGGAAGUGUUUUGUUGGGUGUUGGGACUAUCCGGGCCUUUGGUGAAGGGGAGGCUUAUAUCGAGAAGAUGGACAAGAGGAUCGACACAUACGCUCAAGCAACAUACUACACCAACCUUGCAAACCGCUGGAUGGGUAUCCGAAUGACCUACCUCGGGGCCGUAUUUAGUACUUUGGUCGGCGGUCUGGUUGUUACCUUACCGAAUAUGGAUGCCGCACUCGCCGGUUUUGCAAUGUCGUUCGCUAUGGAGUAUACCUUCGCCAUGAUCUGGGCUCUUCGCCGAUACGCCGAUCUCGAACUUGAUUUCAAUGCCGCAGAGAGAGUCAUUGAAUACUCUGUUAUUGAAACAGAAGAUCAAUCCGGUGCCACACCACCUGCUGCCUGGCCACACGAAGGAAAGGUUGAAGUAAAGGAUUUGGUAGUUGCUUACGCGGAAGAUCUUGACCCGGUUCUUAAGGGAAUUUCGUUCGACGUUAAACCCCGCGAGAGGGUUGGUGUCGUCGGCCGUACCGGUGCUGGCAAGAGUUCUUUGACACUUGCUGUUUUCAGGUUUUUGAAGGCAAGAGAAGGAAGUAUUGUGAUCGAUGGAUUGGAUAUUUCAAAAAUCACAUUGAAAGAUCUACGAAGUCGUAUUGCAAUUAUUCCACAGGAUCCCGUGCUAUUCUCUGGAACAAUCAGGUCGAAUCUAGACCCCUUCGACGAUCACACAGACGAAGAAUGCAGGAACGCUCUAUCCCGUGUCAACCUUGUCAAUACCAAUACAACAGCACCAGCAUCCGGUACCGCAAGUCCAAUACCCCAAGGCACCGCUACCCCCGGCGCCGCAUCAACCGCAGGCUCCACAACCAAAAAUACAAACAUCUUCUCCUCCCUAGACUCAAAAGUCUCGGAAGGAGGACUGAACCUAAGUCAAGGACAACGCCAGCUCCUAUGUCUAGCCCGAGUUAUUUUAACUGGAGCAUCGAUAUUGGUUAUGGAUGAGGCGACAAGUAGUAUUGAUCACGAAACCGAUGCGAAGAUUCAAGAGGCUAUCAGGGAGACGAAUUAUACAGUUAUCACGAUUGCGCAUCGGUUGAAUACUAUCAUGGAUUAUGAUAGGGUGCUUGUGUUGGAAGGUGGAAGGGUUGUGGAAUUUGAGAGUCCGAAGGCUUUGUUGGAGGUUGAAGGGGGUGUUUUUAGAGGGAUGUGUGAGCAGACGGGACAGAUUGAGGAGUUUGUAAAAGUUGCCGGGAAAGCUUGGGAGGAGAGGAGGGUGUGA